AUGGCGCCCUCCAAAAUUGAAAGCUCCCAUCUUCCGUCGACACAAUGCCUUAAUAUCAAGCCAAUUAAAGAUUCUGGAGAUGAUGAUCACUUACUUCAUCGCUCAUUCAUCGACCCACCUGCCCUAGUCGAGCGAGCUGAGGGUGUGAACCUAUUCCUAUCCGAUGGAAGAAAAGUCAUCGACGCUUGUGCAGGUGCGGCAGUGGCUUUAAUUGGACAUGGAAACAAGGAAGUUCACCAAGCCAUCAUCAACCAGCUUCAGAAAGUCAGCUAUGUUCAUACCCAGUCAUACACCACCCAGCCAGCGGAGGAUCUUGCAAAUCUCAUCCUGCGAGGGAGCCCACACGGUCUCGAGAAGGCAUUCUUCGUUGGCAGUGGCAGUGAGGCUGUUGAAUCUGCGUUGAAACUUGCACGCCAAUAUUAUUUUGAGAAGAAUCAGCUAGAAAGGCUCCAUAUUGUGUCUCGGCGACAAGGUUAUCAUGGGAAUACAAUGACCACCAUGUCAAUUUCUGGAAACCUUGCUCGUAAGAUUCCCUUUGAAGGAUUCUCAUAUCCGCAUACAUCGCAAGUUUCUCCCGCCUUUGCAUAUCGCAACAUGCGAGAUGAUGAGACGGAGAUUGAGUAUACAGCACGACUUCUCCAAGAGCUUGAGGAUGAGUUCCUCCGUGUGGGUCCCUACAAAGUCAUGGCAUUUAUCGCAGAGCCAGUGGCGGGAUCUGGUAUUGGUUCUGUCACUCCGCCAGCCGGUUAUCUGGCUGGUGUUCGCGCCCUGUGUGAUAAGUACGGUAUCUUGCUCAUCUUUGAUGAGAUCAUGUGUGGUGUAGGUCGCACUGGAAGCUUCUUCGCCUUCGAACAAGAGGGUGAUGUUGUACCCGAUAUCAUGACCAUUGCGAAAGGCCUCGGAGGUGGAUACGCUCCGAUCUCAGGUGUUCUUGUUCACAAACGUGUUAUAGAUGUCCUUCGCCAUGGAUCAAAGGCUUUUAAUCAUGGACAUACCUAUCAAGCUCAUCCCACUUCUUGUGCAGCUGCGUUGGCAGUCCAGAGAAUUGUUCUCAGAGACGGCCUGAUUGCUAGGUGCGCAGCCAUGGGAAAGAUCCUGGAAUCGAUACUUCGUACAGAGCUGCAGGAUUGCUGGUCUGUUGGAGACAUCCGUGGGAGAGGGCUGUUUUGGACAGUCGAAUUCGUUAAGAAUAAGGAGACGAAGGAGACGUUUGACCCCAGCGUCCACUUUGGAGUACGUGUCCAACAAGCCGCCUUCAAUAAAGGGGUUGCGCUCUACCCUUGCAGUGGGACGGUGGACGGUAAAAAGGGGUGA
Penicillium subrubescens is the source of this 1314-nucleotide messenger RNA. RefSeq names its product pyridoxal phosphate-dependent transferase. The transcript has a single exon. The record is from RefSeq and is a predicted model, not a curated record. Gene Ontology annotation, cellular component: cytosol. NCBI's taxonomy places the organism in Eukaryota, Fungi, Ascomycota, Eurotiomycetes, Eurotiales, Aspergillaceae. The coding region runs from base 1 to 1314 and encodes 437 amino acids. Gene Ontology annotation, molecular function: transaminase activity; pyridoxal phosphate binding.